Messenger RNA from Leptonychotes weddellii (Weddell seal), 1040 nucleotides. The record is from RefSeq and is a predicted model, not a curated record. Lineage: Eukaryota; Metazoa; Chordata; Mammalia; Carnivora; Phocidae.
GCUGUUGCUAUUUUUCAUUUAAAACAACAACAACAAGAAAAAAACCCAGCUUAUCUAACUGGCUAUCUUAUGUGAUUUCUCCCAGGAAGCACAGCAAGAUUCAGUCCAUCAGAAGCCUGGCUACACAGCCUACAGAGCCGAAUUCAGAAGUGCCAAAACAAGCGCAGCAGAGUGCCGGCCUUCCCGCCGGAGAAGGCCCGGAGCCCGCCGGCGGCCCGGGCGGCCAGCAGGGAGAGGAGCCCGGCGUCUUGGCCGAAGAGCCGCGCCAGAGCCCCGCGCUGCCCCAGAGCCCCGCGGGCGGCGGGAAGGCGGACGGAGCCGCGCGGGCGCCGGCCGACGAAGAGGAGGAGGCCGCUCAGGAUAGGACCCAGCAGAGUAAAGCUCAGCCCCCGCAGCCGAGCACAGAGCUGUCCAUCAACUCCCAGGGAGGAGCUGUGCCCGCCAGCGUGAUCUUGUCUCCCAACCUGAGCCCCGACACCAAGCAGGCCUCCCCCUUGGUCAGCCCGCUGCUGAACGACCAGGUGUGCCCACGCACCGACGACGAGGAGGAAGGCCGGAGAAAGAGAUUCCCAACGGACAAGGCGUACUUCAUUGCUAAGGAAGUAUCCACCACCGAAAGAACAUAUCUGAAGGAUCUUGAGGUCAUCACUUCGUGGUUUCAGAGCACGGUGAGCAAAGAGGACGCCAUGCCCGAAGCCUUGAAAAGUCUCAUAUUCCCGAAUUUUGAACCUUUGCACAAAUUUCAUACAAGUUUUCUCAAGGAAACUGAACAACGACUAGCCCUGUGGUGAGCACAAUGAUGUUCAACAAUUACACGUGUCCCCACGGCCUCCUCUCUCCCCCCCGCCUUGUGUUUUCGGGUGGUUCCUUUUACGCAGCUAUCAUGCCCAAAGAUAAAGUCAAGAACCUGGCUUAAGAAGAGCCAAUCGCAAAAUGGUUUUCAGGGAAAUUCUGUGGGUAUUUAGAGGUCACCCUGGAAUUUUGUUCCCUUUGGUUUACAGUUCUUCAGAACGCAUGUUUUCUUACAAGUAAGUGAGUCU